GCGAAAAUAUGAUGUUGAAAAUUGAAAGGGUAGAGUAGAGGUGCUUGGUUUGGAAAAAAUAAUAAUAAUUGAACAAGUGCAUAAUGAGUAUAGAUUAUAAUAAUGUUAAUUUAGGGAACACGUUGGAGGCCUUUGUUCUUAUCUUUGUGUGUUGUGAUGCGGUGUGCUUGAAAAAGUCAGGGUUUCAUACCCACCUUCCUAGUUCCUCCCAAAACAUAAGUGAUAGGUGAUAGGUGAUAGGUGAUAGGUGAUAGUUGUCUCUACAAAACUGAAAAGAUCCUGUCUGAGAGCGCAAAGGGGUUGAAAGUUGAAAGCAUGAAGAAGGGGAAGCAGAGCAAGCUGGUUCAGAUCAUAACGACGCCGUUUAGAGUGUUGGGGAAAGCGAGGGACAUGUACGUGAGGAGCAUAACGAAGUGCGGUCACAACAUGAACUAUAGCAACCCCGUCGACGCGGCGGGGCGGUUCCAGGCUUUGCCAAGAAGCUACAGCGCUGCCACGUCACGCUCUGACAACGACGAUUUCGCCGAGCUUUUGAGGGCCGCCUCCGCCAGGACUUUGGUCAACACAAUCGAUAUGGAUUUGGUUCUCAAGCAGCAGCAGCAGCAGCAGCAGCAGCAGGCCCAGGCCCAGGCCCAGCCCCGCCCCGUUUCUUCCAAUGGGUUGCCCAAGUCCACCAGCGUUGGCAUGGGCCGGAUCGACGAGGACUCGCCCUUUGAUUUGGGCCAAGGGGAGCUUCCCGCCCUGCCCAAAGCCUACCCCAGAAGUAGAAGCUACGCUGUUGGAAAGACAAGUGCUGUUUUGGUUUAGCUUUCUAUGGAUACAUAAUUGCUUAAUACAUACAUUCUGGUAAUUUCAAAUAUAUAUCUUGUCAUUUUGUUUUUCUGUAAAGUUUUUUUUAUCCCUUUUUAUUAAUAAUCUUAUGCUGUAAAAGUAAAAUACUUAUCGGCUUUUCACUGAUUCAUCUCAAGAGUCCAGAGCUAUUUGUCCCUC
Molecule: messenger RNA, 990 nt
Organism: Cajanus cajan (pigeon pea)
Lineage: Eukaryota; Viridiplantae; Streptophyta; Magnoliopsida; Fabales; Fabaceae
Source: RefSeq, a predicted model, not a curated record